This is a messenger RNA of Adineta ricciae, 486 nucleotides long. NCBI's taxonomy places the organism in Eukaryota, Metazoa, Rotifera, Eurotatoria, Adinetida, Adinetidae. The record is from the annotation of a GenBank genome assembly.
AUGCUGUUAUUGUCAAGCAACGUUGCAUAUGUCUUCACACUAUCGAUGAUAACGAGAGCAUACAAACGUCGAACAAAGAAUCCACGAAGAUACGAUUUUAAUCCGCCUGAUUUUACCAUACCGACAUUUCUACUACAACGUGACAAACAACACCUAUCUACGAGCAUAGCAUCCAAUUUGACACAAGAUCGCAACAAUAACUCUACGAUUGAUUGGAUUGCAACGAAUACAACGAUGUCGUGGUCGUUCCUGACGACGUAUAGUUCAAAGUCAAGUGUUCUACAAAAUACUACCACGAAUGGCUAUUAUCGUUUAGCUAGUCAAUCGAUGCAAGCAUUUUUCAAUUCGUUCAUGUCUUUUCUAGGCUUACACGAAUCAUCACAUUUAUGGAAAUAUAUACUUUAUUUUACAUUUAUUUGUGUUUUGUUAUCUAUACUUCGAAUGAUCAUUCGUCAUCUGACUGCUUUCUAUCGUACUUAUUUUCAA